Messenger RNA from Caenorhabditis briggsae, 2868 nucleotides. Gene Ontology annotation, molecular function: protein binding; GTPase activator activity. The record is from RefSeq and is a predicted model, not a curated record. The coding region runs from base 1 to 2868 and encodes 955 amino acids. The transcript is spliced from 11 exons. Gene Ontology annotation, cellular component: cytoplasm. Gene Ontology annotation, biological process: regulation of small GTPase mediated signal transduction; activation of GTPase activity. Lineage: Eukaryota; Metazoa; Nematoda; Chromadorea; Rhabditida; Rhabditidae.
AUGGAUGAGGGAUCUUCUGCGUCGACGUCAUCGUCGGCGACUGCUCGAGCUCUCGACAUGUUCAAUCGGAGAGGUUCAGUGCUUGCUGUCGUCAUUGCAGGAAACACAGCAGCCGAUGUUCUUCCACCGGGUGCGGGGGUACCGAGCACGUCGGCAGUAUCCUCUACGAGUGGAGUCAUCAGUGCCGACCAACCUUCUUCGACCAAUUCAGAUAAUGAUAUGGAACUAUUUAACGAAUGGAAACCUCCGUAUCCAAGGCUCACCGCCUAUCAAGACUGUCUUUCGGUUGCCGCCGGCUGGGGACUUGGCGCGCAUCCGAACGGUCUGGACGACAAACCGACGGGUGCUAGUCAAGCACAAUCACCAAGUGAAGACGAUUCAGGAGACGGAAAAUGUAACGAACUUCUCGCGAGUUGUCCGGCAUUUAGGAAUGAAUUGGGCUGGGAACCAACGAGGCGGCUUGCAUUAUCCCGUCAUACAUUCGACAUGGCCCACACGGAUGCUCAUGAAUGUGAAACAUGGAUGCGUGAACAUUCGGCCUCGGAAGCUGGAAUACUGGAAGAUGUUUCAAACGUUUACCUUGGAGGGCGGUUAUGUGCUGCAAGACAACCAAAGACUGUUAUUGAACCACAAGAUAUUGGAUCCUAUUAUUAUCGCCACUGCUUUAUUUCAAAAAAUCACAUCGAAUACCUCGGAAUGGACGACAUCCUCGGUCCCAUCAGCGUCUCAAUGGUCCGAGAAAUUGUCGACAGAAAAGAAUCCUACUCAAUUUACAGAAUGAUUAUUCGGAUAUCAGAUCAAAAAACUAUACGAGUUGCAAUCCCUGAGGAAGCUCUCUCCACUCCUGAAGGAACUGAUCGAGCCACUAGACCGCUGAUGCGGGAACUUUUAGAAAUCGUGUGCCCAAAAAUUAGUUUUGGAACGCUUCGUCCAUCGAUACAGUCUCCAAGAGUAGAAGAACUGAUAAUGAAAAUUGAUGAGCAACCGAUAUAUACCCGCUACAAGGUUGGAAUCAUGUUGUGUAAAAAUGGACAAAGUACUGAGGAACAAAUGUAUAAUAACGAAGAAUCGACACCUUCGUUCGAUGAGUUCCUAGACUUCCUUGGACAAAAAGUGACUCUCAAAGGGUUCGAACAAUACAAAGGUGGUCUUGACACCCGAGGAGAUACCACUGGAACUCAUUCCAUUUACUCGGAAUAUCAAGCUCAUGAGAUAAUGUUCCACGUGUCCACACUUCUUCCGUUCACUCCAAGUAACCGACAACAACUCUCCAGAAAGCGACACAUUGGAAAUGAUAUGGUCACAAUUGUGUUCCAGGAGCCAGGAGCACUUCCGUUCUCUCCAAUAACCGUUAGAAGUCAUUUCCAACACGUAUUCAUCAUUGUUCGUGUACAUAAUGAGUGCUCUGAGAAUGUGACAUACAGUGUAGCUGUGAGUAGAUCAAAGGAUGUUCCUCCGUUUGGACCACCAGUUCCAAAAGGUGCUUGCUUCAGUAAAUGUGCAGAGUUCCACGAUUGGCUGUUGACCAAAAUAAUCAAUGCUGAGAAUGCAGUGCAUCGUUCAAAGAAGUUUGCCACAAUGGCAGCGAGGACUCGACGAGAAGCCCUUCGUGAUCUGGUUGAGAAUUAUGUUGGACCUCAUCAAAACGAGGGAGCUAGCAAAAUAGCAAGUCGAUUCCUUGGCGGAAGUGUGAAGCGAAAAGAGAGACACAAUCCGAAACCAACAAAUCAUGUGUUGCGUGGAGCUCUCACCUGGCUCGUUGAUGUCCAUGAUUACUCAACAAAUCAACGAGUUAGCUGCGUGUUAGGUGUUGCUCAGGAUUGGAUUGUUCUUUUGGAGAGACCAUCAGGAACGGUUCUGUUCAGCACUCCAACCCAUUCAAUCAUUGGAUGGGCCAAUAGUGACACUGGAUUGAAACUCUAUUACGAUCAUGGAGAUCAACUACUUUUACGCUGCUAUUCAGAAACAUGCACUGAUUCUGAACUCAACGAAUUGAUUCGCCGACUGGAAAACGUUACAAAAGGAGAUGAAGCAAAGGAAGUUGUUCUUCGAAGACUGAAAACAACUGAUAACUGGGGAUUCCAUGUUCAAGAUGAAGGUGUUGUGACUGAUGUGGAUAUGUAUCAGUUGGCAUGGAAAGCUGGAAUCAGACAAGGAAGUAGAAUAGUAGAAAUGGAUUCAAUGCCAAUUAGUACCUUGUCUUUUGAUAAGAUCUGUGAUCAGUUGGCUGUUUCUGAGUGUGUUCGUCUUCUGAUGAUCUCCCCGUCUUCCGAUGGAAGUCCUCGUCGUGGAUGUGAAGAUCCAAACUGUCCAGCAGUGAAGGGAAUCGAGCAAAUGCUGACGCCGGAUGCAUUUGCAAAACAACCUAUCACCAGCAGGUACCACGAGAUGUUCCGUCAGAAGAAGCUCGAGUACCCGACGAAUAGCGCUAGCAGCAGUCCGGCAUCUUCUUUCGACGAACGCACUUUCAGUUUCAAUGCCAACAAAAAGAGUACUGAACAGCGUGCCAACAACAUAUCCAACAAUCGUCCAAAUGUGUUAUCUAGCGCCAGUGUCCACGACAACAUGUGCACGUUACUCAAUCCUCCAAAAUGUCUUAAUCGGGCUCAAUCCGAUGAGCAAUUAAGGUCACCACUGAUGGAUGAGCUCAAUCGAAAAGCUCCACUGUCUGCUCGGGAGUCAACAAAUGAGCGAGAAUCCAGUGAACUCGUCAGGAUACAGACCCAUCUAGAGCGUACCGUUCAGGAAAAACGCGCUCUAGAAAUGCUUGCACAGCAGCUCAGGAAGCAACUUAUUCAGGAACGCCAAGCUCACGAUAACACCAAACGAGAAAUGGAGCGUCUGAAGAAGUUACACGAGAAGAAAUAA